This is a messenger RNA of Eleginops maclovinus (Patagonian blennie), 5782 nucleotides long. RefSeq names its product zinc finger protein 536 (gene znf536). Gene Ontology annotation, cellular component: nucleus. Gene Ontology annotation, biological process: regulation of DNA-templated transcription. The record is from RefSeq and is a predicted model, not a curated record. Gene Ontology annotation, molecular function: DNA-binding transcription factor activity, RNA polymerase II-specific; RNA polymerase II cis-regulatory region sequence-specific DNA binding. NCBI's taxonomy places the organism in Eukaryota, Metazoa, Chordata, Actinopteri, Perciformes, Eleginopidae.
CUCAGGACGCGCAGGAGGCAACACUCAUUUAUCCUGGAGUUCUUUUAAGGCGAGGAGAAGAGGGGGGAAAACACUCGAAACAGUUCACUUUGAAAGCCUCUUGUCGUCCCACCUUCUGUGGAGCUGUCGGCGCUUUCCCUGACAUCCGGCGUUCAUUGGAGCAGCGGCAUUCACACAGGGCUCCCUGAUUGCCGACCAGUAGCGGAGCUGAAGCUUAACGGGGCUGUCACGCUGUCCAAGGAACACCCCCCCACCCCCUCCCACCCACUGUCUGAGGUGGCCAUUCUAGUAAGCAGUAGUCGGUGAGGAGCGAGAGGCCACUUGAUCCGAACAGACAGGUUCUAUCCCAGCAUGCAGUUGGUGUGUUAAGGAUGGAGGACUCUAGUUUGUGUCUUGGUGUGUCGUCAGCGGUGCCCGACGCUGAUGCCCAUCUGAGCAAUGCAGUGUUAAAUGGCCGCUACCCCAUCAGUCAAAAGCUUCAUCAGCUUACUGCCCAGCUAGGACACGCCUUUCCUGACCUGCACCGCCCACAACAGAUCCCUGAAGAGAAAGCAGCCACGCCUUUGGACGAGAAGACCCACCACACAGCCCUGGCCAGUCAGCCUAUCAGCAGUCAGAUGGCCCUGUUAGCCAACCAGCUCAACCGAGACAUUGACGCAGGGGCACUGAGCGGGUUGAACGGGCGUGUUGACCUGCAGCAGUUUCUCAAUGGCCAGAACUUGGGCAUCAUGUCCCAGAUGAAUGAUAUUGAAGAUGACGCCCGCAAAAAUAGGAAGUAUCCUUGUCCACUGUGUGGCAAGCGCUUCCGUUUUAACAGCAUCCUAUCACUGCAUAUGCGCACCCACACAGGAGAGAAACCCUUCAAGUGCCCCUACUGUGACCACCGAGCAGCUCAAAAGGGCAACUUGAAGAUCCAUCUGCGCACCCACAAGCUGGGGAAUCUUGGGAAAGGCCGCGGUCGUGUCAGAGAGGAGAAUAGGCUUCUGCAUGAGCUGGAAGAGAGGGCCAUCCUAAGGGACAAGCAGAUGAGGGGGAGCAGCAGUCUCAUCGUGACCCCUCCAACACCCCAUGUGAGCCUCAAUAGCAGCUCUAACACCCAUCAGCAGCAGCAACUAGGCUCAGCCUGUGGCCUUCUCCCACCCUCUGGCAUGGCUACCCCAGAAACAAUUUCCCAACCUUCGUCUUCACCCAAGCCGGCUGGCACCCAGGAUGAACAGUCCUUCAACCCGACUACAGGCUUCCGCUGUACCUUCUGCAAAGGAAAGUUCAAGAAGCGUGAGGAGCUGGACCGCCACAUCCGCAUUCUCCACAAGCCCUACAAAUGUACUCUGUGUGAGUUUGCUGCCGCCCAUGAGGAGGAACUGAUAAGUCAUGUGGAGAAGGCCCAUAUUACAGCAGAGAACACACAGGGUGGGGGGACUGCUGGUCCUGGUGGCACGCAGCCGGCAACGGAAUUCCGCUGUGAAGUGUGUAGCCAGGUGUUCAGCCAAGCUUGGUUUCUUAAGGGCCACAUGCGCAAGCACAAGGACUCAUUUGAACACUGCUGCCAAAUCUGCGGCCGUCGCUUCAAGGAACCCUGGUUUCUCAAGAACCAUAUGAAGGUGCAUCUCAACAAGCUGGCAAUCAAGAACAAGCCGAACCAGCCCAGUGAGCAGGAGAUGGCUGCCGUCAAUAGCAUGAACAAUCUUGCUCAGGAAGCUCAUGCCAAUCUGUAUUCCCGCUACAUCUCCUGUCUUCAGGGAGGGUUCCUGUCCCCAGAUAAACAAGGGCUGAGUGAGCAGCACCAAAUGUUGGCUAAGGCUGGGAUAGCCAUGAAGGAAAAGGAGAUGCUAGGGAAGCUGCUGGGGCCCAUGGCAGGAGGAAUGGGCCACAGUCUGGGCGAAAACGAGAAGCGCUCACUCCUGGGUUGUCUGAAUCUUGUGCCACCGCUGAAGUCGAGCUGCAUGGAGCGCCUCCAAGCAGCUGCUAAAGUGGCGGAGAUGGACUCCCUCAAUAGUUACCAAGCCUGGCAGAUAAUGGCUCGUGGCAUGGCAAUGGACAGGGCCUUCAUGCCCAAGGAGCAGCAGCACCACCAGCACCACAUACCCCAAGGGCAAGAAGAUGAGAUGAGUGGUGCUGGGGCCCUGGCUUCCUACUCAAAGGACAAACAAGACUACUCCUUGAUUGCUUCCAAUGAUAGCUCCAAGCAGAAGCAUCUCUCGGAGGCCUUGCAGGGAUCCAAGGCCGCAAGCGGAGCCCUGAUGUCCAUUAAGGAAGAUGGAAGAGGCUUUGAUGGUCACCGUGACUUAAUGUCUGUCCACGGCAACACAGAGGGUCCCGGAGCCCUUGCUGGCUUGGGAAGUCCAAACAUCGACUUCAGUCUCUCCAGUCUCUCCGCCAUGAAGGAGAAACCUUCAGAAUGCCCUGACUGUGGACGGGUCUUCAGAACGUACCAUCAAAUGGUCGUCCACUCCCGUGUUCACGGCAAAGACAGGCGAGCCCAUGAGGAAGCAGUGCAGCAACAAGGACUGGACGAACGCCGCGGAUCAGCGAGCGAUCCAGAGUCCCAGUCCAUCAGCCGCUCCACCACUCCCGGUUCAUCCAAUGUGACAGAAGAGAGCGGAGCCGGAGGAGCACACUCCCAGACUGGAAGCGUCCAGGAUGACAGCCCACAUCCCUCCUCACCAUCUUCAGAUGUUGGGGAGGACUUGGGGAAGGCGGCGGGGAGCGUUCAGCCGUCUCUGUCCCAGCAUCGCGAGCGAAGCGUGGCCUCGUCCUCUAAGGAUUGCCCCUACUGCGGAAAGUCCUUCCGCACCUCCCACCACCUCAAGGUCCAUCUGCGGAUACAUACAGGAGAGAAACCCUACCGGUGCCCUCAUUGCGACUAUGCCGGCACCCAGUCUGCCAGUCUGAAGUACCACCUGGAGCGCCACCACCGUGAGCGCCAGAACGGCUCCACCGCCUCGGCCCCAUCCUCUUGCCACAACGCUUCUUCUGACCACAAGGAGGAUCACGGGAAGGCAACCGGUGGCGGAAUCUUUGCCCGACCGGAUGUCCUCCGUAAUGUCUUCAAGAGCAUGCCACCCAACAUGGACUUCAGGACAGGUCCAUUGCUGCCCCAUCAGUGGGCAUCGGCUGGCAUGAUGUCCCCGCACGACCGAGAUCGUGAGCGCGGAGACCGCCGUUUUGAUUCCUCUGCUGAGAACAUGAAGACUGCCGAUGGCCAGUCCGCCCUUGUCUCAACAGCGCCAGAUAGCUUCUCCGACCUAAGCAGGGCUUACCAAAGCAUGAUGGGAAACGGAGUUCACUUUCAAGGUUCUCUCCAGGCCUUUAUGGACAGCUUCGUCCUCAGCUCCAUGAAAAAGGAUUUGAAAGACAACCAGAGUCAAGCCCAGCUCCAGGCCCAGCUCUACCAUGACAACGGCGAGCCCAAAGCAAAGCGGGUCGUCUCGGCUGACCAGGAAGAUAAGGUUGAGGUCAAACAGAAACCAGCAUCUGGCAAACCUGGGUCGCAGUAUGAACCACUUGAUUUGUCUGUGUCAGUCCGGCCUGAGUCUGGAUCCGGAUCGAUCCCCGGCUCUACUACCACCAUCCAUGAUAAUGUGGCAUGGCAUGGCUGCCUCUUCUGUUCCUACUCCACCUCCUCAUUGGAGCUCAUGGCUCUGCACCUCCAGGCCAACCACCUGGGUAAGGCCCAACAGCAGCGGUCUGAGACAGGCAAGGAUCUUCAUGGAGAGACUUCUCCCAAUACUUCCACCAACACUAAGAAUGCUGGUGGUGCCCUUGACAAAGAAGAAGAUAGAAAUGGAGAGAAAAACCACGGAGGCUGGAACAACCACAUGGACCAGCCCUACAACCCCUUCCAGAGUGACUUCUACAGGAGGUUUGGUGGCAUGUAUGAUGGAUCCCAGAGGGCCAACCAGGGCCUUCAAGCUUAUUUGGGCCCAGCUGAGCAGGGUAUUGACCUACCUAGCCAGAUCUUUGGAGGAGCACCUUCAGCUGGAGAUGACCAUAUCGUGGAGAGGGGGGACACCGAAGACGAUCUGGUUGGGUCAGAUGACGAGUUGGUAAAGGAUGGGCGGCGCAGUGCCAGUGACACUCCUUCAACCACCCCUAAAAGACAGCUGCAACAGACUCACUCCGAUGAAGAGGAAGAGGAGCGGGGAGUGGCUGAAGAGGAGGAGGAAAGAGAUGAGGAUGGGCAUAUGGACAUGGAGAGAGAAGAACAAGAAAUUCUAAGUUCUGACCACCUCCAGAACCACUCCAAACUGUUUCAAGACAACUCCUCCCUGCCCCCAAGGAGUGGUUUGGCAGCAUCUACCAUGACACCACUGUCUAUGGUUCCCCAAUCCAAGAACCAAGCUUUGCCACUGGAGAAACAAUGGCAGCAAGGCCUGGCCCUCUUGUCUCCCGGAGGGCCUCCCGGACUCUUGAAAGCUGAGCAGCAGAGCCACCUAGAGCAGCAGAUGAACAUGCUGUCUGUCCUAAGAGCCUACAGCAAUGACAACCUUCCCGCAUUCAAUGGCCUGGGAGGCGGAGCACCUACAGGGGGCAUGAAGAGGCCAGAUGCACCUGUGCAUCUCUGGGUAGGAGAGGAGGACCAGCCAAUGACCCACGACCCCGUGCUGACCCACGACCCCAACCAUCUUAACAACGACCUUAACCACCCUAACAACCAUAACCUAGGCGACCCCGAGGGGCUGGACGCCCACGCUGUAAACAAAGACUAACGGCCCCGCACCGGAGCAAUGCAGGAUGAUGAGGAUGAUGAUGAUGAAGGCGAUGGUGGUGAGGAGAAUGAAGGAUAAAUGAAGGAGUACACUAUAACAAAGACUUUAUUUAAGAUGAAAAAAAAAAACACAUACUACCGUCAGAGUCAAGAGAAGGCGAGAACUAUAUGAAGGAACAGUUAUCCUUUGGGGAUGGAUUUGUGAGAUGCUCGGACACUAAACCAAGUGACGGCAGCUUUCCUGUUUUGUCUCCUGUGGUCUGAAUGCCCCCUUGUCUUUGUUGUCUUUCUCUCUUAUAAAAUGUUUUUUUCUUUCUUUCUUUUGAUGAAACUACCUGUCUGAUUAGCACUUCCUGUAACUGGCACCGCAAUUUCUUAUACAUUCCUUGAGCUAGAGAAGUUUUUUGUUUGAAAUUAUGACUAAAGUGUAGUGCUUGAUCAAAUGCUUUCAAAGACUCCUGUCGAAUGAAGAAGAUUUCACGAGUCCACGGACCACCGUUGUAUUGUACCUGGAAUGUAUUCUACUGUAAAAUAGAAACUUUACCGGGCUGUUGACGGAGACUGAGCACACUUCCUGUCAGACCAGCCCCCUUCUUGCUCUCCUUUCAGCUGGCAUUGAGUGACCAUUUAUGUCCCGUGAACCAUGCAUUGAUUGUGGUCACCUCGGACAGGGCACCAUAUGACAAUCUACAAUGCAAGAAGUUGACUCUUGAUGAUGGUGGUGCUAAUGUUGAUUGUGAAGGAGACAGAAUAUGAAACUGCCCUAAAUGUACUUAUGAUACUAUAAUCCCCCUCUCCCCCCACACACACCUCCAUAACCAGGCCAGUACAGGCCUUCUCUCUGCUAUAUGCCUCCCUUUUUGUCUUUUUUCUGUAUCACAGCGCCCGUAGACGCUUAAUGUAAAUAGAGAGAUAUACAGUAGUAAAAAAAAACAAAGGUUUUAAAGCAUUUGUGACAAGGAUAAAGCAAAGACAGUAGUUUACACGGCCACGUCCUCAAAAGGUAGGCGCUCUUCUAGAGUUUGACUGAGAAGAAUAAAAAAGAAAUAGAUCUUCAAAUGAAAAAAAAAAGGG